UCAUUUUUCAGUAUAAGUUGAGUAUACACAAAAACAAAUUCAAUAAAAUCGAACCAAGUGGCGGGGUCGACUUCAUUCACUUCACAAAGUUGUUUUAUAUUUUCACACUUGCAGUUGUGUUUAAGAAGUGGAUGUGGAUGUUGUAUUUUAUAAACCAGAAUAAAUAUUAAUUGUUCAAAAUAAUUAAAACAAAUUUAUAUCAAAACCACGAAUAAAAUGAGGAAACCAAACAUUUUAUUUAUUGGAGCUUUAUGCGCCAUGAUAAUUCUGAUCAACGCCGAACCUAAUGAAGAACGAACCGAUAAUGUUGAAGAACCAGCAGUCCAGAAAAUUCACGUCUUACAGCCUGGCGAGAAAGAGUACCUUUCUCCGAAUCUGAUUGGAGUUCAAAAUAUCGCAAUAACAAAUAUUCCAGUUACAUUGAACUUUAUUAACAUAAUCGAUGCAUACAGAGAAGUAGUGGAUGGGGUUCGAUAUGAAGUCGUUUUGAAUGCUGUCAAUACAACAGACAACAACACCGAAAUAGUAUGUCGUAUAGUGGUGCUCGAGAAACCAUGGCUAACAACUUUAUGGGGUGAUAAAGUUCGCCUACUCAAGGAAUCAAAUUGCACCAACGAAGAACUACAACCUGAUUCCUUUCGAGAUAGCAAGGCUCUAGAAGAAAAAUAUGAAACAAAUGCAAUAUUUAGUGGCAAUCGAAAUGAGUUGACACCAAAUGAUAUGUCCAAUUUGGAAUCACAAAUAAUUGGAUCUUCCAAUAAUCCACAACUGACAAAACAGCGUGCUGCUAACCCCCUUCCCUCAACUACCGAAUCAAUUGUGUCUACAACAGAACAUGUGACUGAGUCAAUAGAAAAUGCGGAACAAACUAAUUCCAAUCCGAUCCAGCUAGAAGCAAACGGUGAUGAAGGCAGUAGUGAUAAAUUGGAACCUGUGGUUUCUUCGUCAAGCGAAUCAACUACCACUGAAAAGAUACCAGAACUAAAUGACAACGAAAAGAAAUGGUUAGACGAUUUUCUGUCAAUUGGAGCUUAUAAUUUUGAAACUUCUCUUGAGAAUAAGAAUCUUCAAAACACUAACAGCGAAGCUCAAGAAAGUGAUAAGAAGGAUGGUUUGGUUGGAGGACCAAAACAAUUUGAUGCUGACGAAAUCAAAGCUAAUCAAGAAAUUCUUUCCAAAUCAUUGGAUAAAAUUAAGUCCGGUGAUGCGCCACCAUAUGUAAUCGAUAAAUGUCUUUCUGGAUCAUCCCAAGUAGUUGCCGGCACCCUGGUUAAACUAGAUUGUCAAAUGGUUCACAAAGAAACUGGUGAAAAGGAUCGUUGUUUGAUGUCGCUAUGGUCACGUCCAUGGUUGAAAGAAGAUGGUUAUGAAGUAACUUUUGAGUGCAAAAAUGCACCAAAAAGCGUACAUCGCCAUAGCCGUUCAACCGAUGAAAAGCCUCGAUCUGUAAAACUUACAGGAAAUGCAAAACCACUUAAAGAAUUCGAGCUAAAAGAACAAGAAGGUAGAGUCUCGCAAUCACUAGCUAAGCUAGCAUCUGGCGAUGGACCUUCCUACAGCAUUUCAAAAGUAUUCAGUGGCACAAAACAAACCGUUGCUGGUUCUUUAGUAAAACUUUACGCUGAAUUAAUUGAUGGAAGUACAGGAGCUAAGGAAAACUGCACUGUGUCCUUAUGGUCAAGACCAUGGAUCCCAAUUGAUGGAUAUGAAGUAACAUUUGAGUGCAAGGACAAACAAAAGAUCGUUCAUCGUCAUAGUCGUUCCAUUGAGUAUGCGGAAAAAAAGACCAAUAAAAAGAGUUCUCGUUCAUUGGACAAAGUCGAGCAUUUAUUUCAAAAAUUUCAAACUCAAUACAAAAGGCAAUAUCAAAAUACAAUGGAAAGACAAAUGAGAUUGAGAAUUUUCAAACACAAUUUGAAAUUGAUUCAUGAUCUGAAUAAGAAUGAAUUAGGUAGCGCGAAAUAUGGUAUAACUGAGUUUGCUGAUAUGACAACAACUGAAUACAGAGAUAGAACUGGUCUUUUAUCCAGAGCUGAAAGCAAUUCUGUCCGUUCGCCAGCGAAAAUUCCCGAUGUGGAGUUGCCAAAAGAAUUCGAUUGGAGGGAAAAGGGUGCUAUUUCAAAGGUGAAAAACCAAGGAAGUUGUGGUUCGUGUUGGGCCUUCAGUGUAACUGGAAAUAUCGAAGGAUUACAUGCCGUCCGAACAGGAAACCUUGAAGAAUAUUCUGAACAAGAGCUACUUGAUUGUGAUACAAUUGACUCUGCUUGCAAUGGUGGCCUGCCUGACAAUGCUUACAAAGCUAUUGAAAACAUUGGAGGUCUUGAACUUGAAUCUCAAUACCCAUACGAAGCUAAGAAGAAGCAAUGCCAUUAUAAUUCAACCUUAACUCGUGUUAAAAUCUCAGGAGCUGUAGACUUACCAAAGAACGAAACCGAGAUGGCUAAAUUUCUUAUUGCAAAUGGACCAAUUUCCAUUGGUAUAAAUGCCAACGCUAUGCAAUUCUAUCGUGGUGGUGUUUCCCAUCCUUGGAAAAUGCUCUGCUCAAAGAAAAAUUUGGACCAUGGUGUGCUCAUUGUUGGUUAUGGUGUAUCCGAAUAUCCAACAUUCAAAAAGACACUUCCCUACUGGAUUGUAAAGAAUUCCUGGGGACCAAAAUGGGGUGAACAAGGUUAUUACCGUGUUUAUAGAGGUGAUAAUACAUGUGGUGUUAGCGAAAUGGCCACAUCGGCAGUACUUGCGUAAUAAAAUCGCGAAUAUACAUAUAAACAGCAAUAACAAACAAAUUUGUUCUUCCGUUUAGAGUUUUUUUUUAUAUGAAAAUUAAAUCGAUUUUCUUUUUAAUUUUGUGUCAUAAUAAUGUAUCAGGAAUGAUUUUCUUUUAUAAAAUCAUACUUAUAAAUUUAUCCGUAGAUUCUCAUUAAAAAUGUUUAUUAGAUCAUCUGCUAAUAAAAUAAUAAGGAAAAAAAUGGUUUCUUUUUAAA
Messenger RNA from Eupeodes corollae, 2981 nucleotides. Its product is annotated as putative cysteine proteinase CG12163. The transcript has 9 exons. NCBI's taxonomy places the organism in Eukaryota, Metazoa, Arthropoda, Insecta, Diptera, Syrphidae. Gene Ontology annotation, cellular component: lysosome. Bases 217 to 2742 code for a protein of 841 amino acids. Gene Ontology annotation, molecular function: cysteine-type endopeptidase inhibitor activity; cysteine-type endopeptidase activity. The record is from RefSeq and is a predicted model, not a curated record.